UCAAGAUCUUUCAAACCUGUACGAGUUUAUUUCUUCUGUUGGACAUAAAAGAAGAAUAAAGAAGAAAUAUAAAUUUUAUGGAAGUAAUCCAGAAAAUGAUUGGUUACCCUCAAUAUUCAAAAUAUAUUAUUUUGUGUUCAGAAGAAGAAGAAAAUUCAUAGAGCUUUGGAACAACUUAAGGGUGAGUAGGCCUAAGUGAUCGACAGAAUUUUCUUUUUUGGGUGAACUAUCCCUUUAGUAUCCUAAUAUUCUACGUAGAAUCCCUGAAUUUGACUACCAUUAAUACUAAUGUGUGUUUAAUUCCAAAAGCUUGGAUUGAACGACUGCAGAUGAACUGUAACGAAUUUCUCUUGGAUGAAUCUGAACUCCCUUUGGAUGAAAUCGAUUUCUGGAGAGAACUUCAGAAAAAAUAUCUGGAACCUCUUAAAGAGAAUAAAGAGCAUCAGGAAAAAAUUGCUAAUGAUCUGAAAGAUCUUCGAAAUAAAGCUACAUUUGUCUUUUUCUUCUGCAAUGCACUUUGGCUGGUGGCAACUUUCUUCCUUCAGGCAAUUGGCAGCACAGUCUCCAUAAAGAUCCCAAAAGUCUAUCCAAAUGGGACUCAUGCCAUGUCAGAAGACUUUUCUAUAGAUCCAAUCGCACUGAUGUUUCUACUGAGCUUUGCAUCAUUGCUGUUAAUUCAGUUUUUUGCAAUGCUUUACCACAGAAUCUACACAUUAAUCCAUUUUGUGGCAUAUGCGGACACAGAAAUUAAAUCUUAUAGAAAGCAGUCACAUCAGAUCCCGGACUCAAACCACCAGCCUGAGAUGAAUGACCCAGACACAGCCUUAUUUUUUGAGAACCCCUCUGCUAUGCCUACAAAUGCAGUAUAAUGUUUUGUAUUUAAUAAUAUUAAUUUUUAUAGUCUGGUGGAUACUAAUAUAGAGCAAAUAUAAUGUUCUGAAUAUUUAUUUAGUGUAUAAACCUGAAUGUUCUGUUGUAAAGUAAAAAAUCAUGCCAGCCAAUUAACUGAUUAAUUUUUUUUUAUUGUAUUAAUUACAUGAGAUGCCAAGUAAUAAUAAAAUAAUCACAAUAAAUCACAUAUUGAAUAUUAGCAUUACAUAUUAUACACAAUACAAGAAAUGGCCAAUUAUGUAUUGUUUGUUAGUCAUUAUAUUAUUUACUUUCACUUUAUUAUUAUUUCCAUUCCAUAUACCAUGACACUAUAUUUAUUCUUUCUUUUUAAAAAAUAACCACACUAAAAUAACAUGUUAAACUGACAGUCAUAUAGAAAUACUUUAAGUUUAGUUUAUACACAUUUACUUUAGAGUGUAAGUAGGAAAACAUUAAAUCUAUUAAAAUGAUAUAUGCUCUUUAGAAAAUGUCUCUCACUGUGACUCAGGAAGUUUUAAUGUUAUUAAACAGAAGUUCCGUUUCUGUGAAUACUUGUAUACUUGCUUUUCUGUCUGAGAAGACAAACA
Carassius carassius (crucian carp) is the source of this 1457-nucleotide messenger RNA. Its product is annotated as chitin synthase chs-2-like. Gene Ontology annotation, cellular component: cell periphery; cell septum. The coding region runs from base 330 to 869 and encodes 179 amino acids. Gene Ontology annotation, molecular function: chitin synthase activity. Lineage: Eukaryota; Metazoa; Chordata; Actinopteri; Cypriniformes; Cyprinidae. The record is from RefSeq and is a predicted model, not a curated record. The transcript has 5 exons.